AUGCCUCCUGCGACUCCUCUGCGUGCUGCCCGGCGCUCCCUGUAUAUAUGCCAGAGCUGCCGUCAGCAUCUGCGCGCGAACGAAACCGCGAGACUUGCGUCCAACUCGAGCCACCCGCAGCAGAGAUGGAUCUCGAAAGGCCAUGUUCGAAAAAUCCAAGAGGCGGAGAAAGAAUGGCGGACAAGAGCCGAACACAUCGAGGCCGGGCAGAUAAGGCCGUUUUUGAGUCUGCUUGAGGAGAGAGGCUACAUCAACCAAACCGUCGGUUCGAAGGAAGACUUGAACCGUCUACUCACCCAUCGCCGGGUCGGCGUGUAUGCGGGAAUCGAUCCUACUGCGCCGUCGAUGCACGUCGGUCAUAUGAUACCGUUCAUGGUGCUGGCAUGGUUCUACAUACACGGCUAUGAUACCCAUUUUGUUUUGGGAGGUUUCACUGCCAGCAUAGGUGAUCCGACGGGCCGGUUGACCGGUCGCCAACAACAAACGCCCUCUCAGCGAAAAGCCAAUAUGGCUGCCAUGCACGCGCAGUUAAAAAGACUUGGAGUGUCCAUUGAGAAAUAUGCCGCCCGACGGGGGUACGUGAAGGAGUGGGCCUGGCACCGAGCCCUGGAUAACAAUGUGACUUGGUGGAAGAAUACGUCGGCGAGAGACUUCUUGGCGAUUCUGGGUCGGCAUGUCCGCAUAGGUCCUAUGCUGGGCAGAGAUACGGUCAAGAAUAGAAUGGAAAAGGGCGAUGGCAUGUCCUUCGCCGAGUUCAGCUAUCCCCUUGUCCAAGCCUGGGAUUGGUGGCAUCUCUUCCAGAAAGGAGUCCAAAUCCAGGUUGGCGGAGCGGAUCAAUUCGGCAAUAUCCUCGCCGGGGCCGAAGCCAUCAAACAGAUGGCCAAGGAGUCGCAUGAGUAUCAGCAAGCGCUGCGACAGACGCAGUUGAUCGAUGAGGAGAAUGGAGUCAAUGUCACUCCGGACCCCAUGGGAUUGACGGUCCCGCUGCUCACCACGGCUUCUGGGGAGAAGUUUGGCAAAAGCGCUGGAAAUGCCGUUUGGCUGGACCCGGAGAUGACCAGCAUUUUCGAUCUCUAUCAAUUCUUUUUGCGAACCGCCGACGCCGAUGUGGAAAAAUACUUGAAGCUGUUCACGUUUUUGCCGUUGGCGGAGAUUCGCGCGGUGAUAGAAGAACACGAAAAGGAUCAGUCCAAGCGUGUGGCUCAGCACAAACUUGCCAAAGAGUUUGUGGAACUCAUCUACGGGCAUGAAGCUGCAGACACUGCCGAGGCGGAACAUCGACAGCUGUUCAACAAGAAGCUCUCCCUCAGUGAUAUCACGGCGAGCUUGGCUGAAGCGAGAUCGACUCAGCCUGCAGCCGCUGACAGCCCAAGUUUUAUCAAUCCUUCGUUGAAUAAACAUGCGCAACCGCUGCGCCGUGAGGAUAAUGCCGCGGUCCAUGUCAAAUUGCCCAAGAGCCUGGUCAUUGGAAAACCUUUGAGUCAUGUCCUUUGGGCCGUGGGCCUGGCAGGAUCUCGCACCGAAGGGCAGCGACUGAUCAACGCUGGAGGUGCCUACAUUGGAGCCAAUGCAGACGCAAAGAGCGGCAUGGAUGAUGCGCUCAGCUUCACGCCAGCUAAGACUGCCGCGUGGGAGGAGCUCUCCAAAUUCAUCAUUGAUGAAAAGAUCCUCAUCCUCCGAGUGGGUAAGUGGCGGUUGAAAAUCAUAGAUAUCGUUCCGGAUGAGGAGUAUGAAGCUGCCGGAUUGACCUGUCAGGCUUGGGAGUCGCUCAAAGAAGCUCAAGCCAGAGAACAAGAACAACAGCAGCAGCCGGGUGCAGAACCUGCUGGGCAGAAGGCACAGGCAUCCUGA
This is a messenger RNA of Exophiala dermatitidis NIH/UT8656, 1851 nucleotides long. Its product is annotated as tyrosyl-tRNA synthetase. Lineage: Eukaryota; Fungi; Ascomycota; Eurotiomycetes; Chaetothyriales; Herpotrichiellaceae. Gene Ontology annotation, molecular function: ATP binding; RNA binding; tyrosine-tRNA ligase activity. Gene Ontology annotation, biological process: tyrosyl-tRNA aminoacylation. Gene Ontology annotation, cellular component: cytosol; mitochondrion. The transcript has 5 exons. Bases 1 to 1851 code for a protein of 616 amino acids. The record is from RefSeq and is a predicted model, not a curated record.